AUGAUCAUGGCCUUUGUUGGUUUUCUUACCUUUGGUUUUACUCAAGCUGUUUGUCCGACUCCACCACUUAGUGUUCAAGGUGGUCAAGUUAAUUCUGGUUAUCUGAUCAUCAACGGUUGGGCUUAUUUAUUAGCUGAUUGGAAUGGUCAUCCUGCUGCUCCUCCUAAUAUCAAUGCUUCUUCCAACAUUUUAUACCCUCCUAUCAAUGCUGGUGGUUAUGAUGCUACUUUUUUAUUUCAAGAUCAAUCUACUGCUGGUUGUUCCAACGUUUUGACUCCCAAGAAUCCAUCCAAUGUACCUGAAAUUUAUUUCCCUUGUCGCCUCUUCAAUCCAAAUCAAACCAUUGCUCCUGAUCCAGCUACUUUUACCAACACUUCGGGUUGUCAUUUAUCUUCCGCCGCUCGUUCCAUGUUCCACCAAUUUGUUAGAGAUGGUGUCCCUAAUAACAAGCAUUCAUUGACAAAGGCUGCAAGAGUAUAUUAUAGUUGGGAAAAUAUUAAAUCCUCCAAAAAUAUGGUCGCAUACAAUGGGGAUAUCUUGAAUUUGGAAUUACUUAAAUCACUACCUACCAAUAUUUGGAAUAUACCUGCAAAUGGCUUGAUCUCACACUUGAUUCAAACUCCUGAACAAUAUUCUGGAAAGGAUAUCAGUCAUUUGAUCACAUCGAAUAGGGUCCAAGGUUCGAAAUUUAUAGAAGAAGCUCGAUGUUUAUCCGCUAUUAUCAAGGUGGGUUCUUUGGAUACUCUUAGUAUUGGAUGUAUUAGUUCAGAUAUUGUACUUUAUGUAUCAUUGGUGGUAAUCCUUGGUGUUAUCGGUACAAAAUUCGGUUUGGCUAUGAUCUUUGGCUGGUGUUUAUCUUGGAAACUUGGUAACUUCAAGGAAGGAAGCUCUUAUUCGGCACGUAUGAAACGUGAAGCAGAAAUUGAAAACUGGGCACAGAAUAUGUCAACAUCAGGUCCUCUCAGUAAACCAAGGAUUAACAGCAUGUACUUUGGCAACAAUAUGAAUAAUAAACGCAAAUCACUUUUCCCUCAAACAUCUAGGUUUACUCAACCUAAAGCUGGCUCUACAAGGUUUGAUACUGAAAAGGUCCCUACGACUGUAUGGAAAACUCCGACUAGUGCAUUAGAAGGUUUUGCUUCUCGACAAUCAACAUAUUUUGGUUCUUCCUCACCUUCCGUCAGAUUCUUUGGUGAAUCAAGUCCUAGACGAUCAUCCAUAUCCUCCGAUUUCAAUAGUGGCGAUUCUUCAUCUUCAGGCAGUGUACCAUGUCCAUUCCCUCUUUCACCUCGCGUUCUUCGUCAACCUUCAGCAGAUUAUAUGCCUUUCAACUUUCCUUUGGUUCAUACAGUUUGCUUGGUGACUUGUUAUUCUGAAGGAGAGGAAGGUUUACGUACAACUUUGGAUUCCAUUGCAACAAGUGAUUAUCCUAACUCUCACAAGGUUAUAUUGGUGAUUUGUGAUGGCAUCAUUACUGGUUCUGGAAAUAGUCGAUCUACUCCUGAUAUUUGUGUUUCAAUGAUGCGUGAUCUUGUUAUGCCUGAACAUCAAGUUCGAGCAACUCAUUAUGUAGCCAUUGCUGAUGGUAGUCGACGUAAUAACAUGGCCAAGGUGUAUGCUGGAUUUUACAAGUACGAUGACAAUACCAUUGAUCCUUCCUUACAACAACGUGUACCUAUGGUUACUAUCGUGAAAUGUGGAACUCCUGAAGAAGCAUCAACAUCUAAGAAACCCGGCAAUCGAGGCAAGCGUGACUCCCAGAUCAUAUUGAUGCAAUUCAUGCAAAAGGUGAUGUUUGAUGAACGUAUGACGACGAUGGAAUAUGAAUUUUUCAAUUCUUUAUGGCGUGUUACUGGUGUUCCUCCUGAUCAAUAUGAAAUUUGUUUGAUGGUGGAUGCUGAUACCAAGCUUUACCCCGAUGCGCUGUCACGUUUGAUUAGUUGUGCAGUCAAAGAUCCUGAAAUUAGUGGCAUGUGUGGUGAAACAAAAAUUGCAAACAAAAUGGAUAGUUGGGUCACAAUGAUUCAAGUGUUUGAAUAUUAUAUCUCACAUCAUCAAAGUAAAGCAUUUGAAUCCAUCUUUGGUAUUGUGACUUGUUUGCCUGGAUGUUUCUGUAUGUAUCGUAUCAAGAGUCCGAAAGGUCCACCUGGACAUUAUGUACCCAUCCUUGCCAAUCCUGAUAUUGUGGAACAUUAUUCUGAAAAUGUGGUGGAUACCUUACACAAAAAGAACUUGCUGCUCCUUGGUGAAGACCGGUAUUUGUCGACGUUAAUGCUUAAAACAUUCCCCAAUCGAAAGAUGAUGUUUGUCCCACAAGCUGUGUGUAAAACGGUUGUUCCUGAUACUUUUUCAGUUUUACUCUCUCAACGAAGACGAUGGAUCAAUUCUACUAUUCAUAACUUGAUGGAAUUACUGUUUGUACAUGAUCUAUGUGGAACAUUUUGUUUUUCGAUGCAAUUUGUGGUAUUUAUGGAACUGGUUGGCACAUUGGCCUUACCUGCAGCUAUCUCGUUUACAUUGUACUUGGUGAUCAUGGCGUGUAUUGGACAACCUGCUGUCCUUCCAUUGAUUUUAUUGGCCUUGAUUCUUGGUUUACCUGCUGUCCUAAUUGUGAUGACAAGUCGAAAAGUGGUAUAUGUCUGUUGGAUGCUUGUGUACCUGAUUUCUUUACCCAUUUGGAAUUUUGUUUUGCCGGUGUAUGCGUAUUGGCAUUUUGAUGAUUUCUCAUGGGGUGACACACGUAAAGUGGAAGGCUCGGACAAGAAACAAGAAGCUAAAGGUCAUGGUGACAAGGAUGGUGAAUUCGACAGUUCCAAGAUUAUCAUGAAAAAGUGGAGUGAUUAUGAGAAAGACCGACGUAUUCAAAUCGCCAUGGAACGCAACUUGCCUUUGCCUCGCUUUAUGGAACGACCUCGAAACAACAAUAACUAUCGAUACAACAACUAUUAUGGCAGUAAAACUGGUUCAGCUGGAUCAAGUAGUAGUGAUGCUCCUUUGACUCAUAGUCAAGAUACUGAUGGUGACAUUAGUGACCUUCCAUUGCAACAACAACAACAACAACAACAACAACAACAACCGUAUCGUCAUGAUCAACAUUCACAACCCAAUGGUAUUCGAUUACGAUCAUUACAAAGUGACAACAACCAUUACAACAGUAACAGUGGUGAUUAUCAUAGUGAAUUACCAUCAAAUAAACCACUUCCUCAACGAGCUCAGUCACCAUUACAAACAAUCAAUAAAACAACAACAACAGCAACAACUAAUAUGAUUGCUAAACCAACUCCAGAACAACAACGGCACUAUUUAUCGCCUACCAUGACGACAGGAUCACACCCCCAAUGGCUUAGUACAACUACUACUACGUGGGCUGACCCUGCACCUCAUCAUCAAACCGACACUAUACCUGAUAUGGCGGAUCGUCCUCUUCCUCCACCUCAUCGACAAUAG
Halteromyces radiatus is the source of this 3447-nucleotide messenger RNA. RefSeq names its product chitin synthase. Gene Ontology annotation, molecular function: chitin synthase activity. The transcript has 6 exons. Bases 1 to 3447 code for a protein of 1148 amino acids. Gene Ontology annotation, cellular component: cell periphery; cell septum. Lineage: Eukaryota; Fungi; Mucoromycota; Mucoromycetes; Mucorales; Cunninghamellaceae. The record is from RefSeq and is a predicted model, not a curated record.